AUGUCCGGUCCCAACCGGACUUACAGUUUUGGCGAGGGCGACGACGGUUCAGCACAUCCAUCUUCCAGAACUCAUGCCAUGCACUCUCAGUACGACGAUGUCUCCCAGAUCUCCGACGGAGCCCGCAUGAAUCCGACGAAUGGUCUGGGAAUGGACCACGGACUUGCCUCAGUGCCGGAGGACGGCCAUCGGGGAUGGGGUCGGGGUCCAGAACCGUCACCCUCGAUACUUACAGGUUCAUCAGCGACCCCGGGGUUGGAUAAUCUGGGGCCAGGGGCCGUUGGAGGCGGCAUUAGCGGUAUUGCUCUCAGCGUUGCCAAUAGCCACGAUCGUUUGAGUGGAGUGGAGGCCCUCAUGGGCACAGAGGGCCAGGAGGCUAAUAUUCCUGCAGAGCGAGGGUUCGGUACCACGGGCUCCGAUAACCCAUACAUCCCUGCGCCGCCGGAGCAUCGAUAUUCGUACGGUUCUAAUGUCGCUUUGGGGGCAGCCGCUGCCCCGGCUGGACAGUUGACCCCGGGUCAAUCCGUUUCGCAUCUCAGCUCGUCGAAUCCAUCGCAACGCAACCUAUAUGAUAUCCCGUAUCAGGGUGUAGGGGGUCUGAACGCCGGUCCCUACCAACGGCACUCGGCUUAUAGCUCGAAUGAUCUGCCUGUUGAUAUCAAUCCAGACGAGAUCGUCGAUGAUGGUGAUGACGGUUUUGCGCCGGCGCCAAACUCCAGAUCUGGAGCUCGCAUUCAGACCGUUCCUGCGGCGGCUGGAGGUGCAGCAGCAGGUGGGGUUCUGGGGAAUCUGGGAGGGCUAUUCGGGGGCAAGAGUGCUGCCGAUACAUCGUAUGGACCGGUUCCGGGAGCUGGUCUUGAGGCUGGAGAGAAGGGUCGCUGGGUGAAGCCGAAACCUGGAGGGGGUAGCAGGAAGCGCGGAUGGAUUGUGGGGGCAAUCCUGGCUUUCAUCAUUAUCGGGGCCAUCGUAGGAGGUGCGGUCGGUGGUACAAUAGGCCACAAAGACAAUGCGAAGUCAUCCUCGGCUUCCUCCUCUUCCACACAAACGGCCAACGGCGACACAAGCGCCAACGGGGAUCUGGAUAAGAACUCCGCCGAGAUCAAGGCCCUGAUGAACAACAAUAAUUUGCACAAAGUCUUCCCCGGUAUUGAUUACACCCCGUGGGGUGUUCAAUACCCGCUGUGUCUAAAGUAUCCUCCAUCUCAGAACAAUGUGACCCGGGAUAUGGCUGUGCUCACGCAACUAACAAACAACGUGCGACUCUACGGUACGGACUGCAACCAGACGGAGAUGGUCCUUCACGCAAUCGACAAGCUCGAGUUGAAAGACAUGAAAAUCUGGCUCGGUGUGUGGAUCGACAGUAACGAAACGACGUCAAGACGGCAGCUAGAUCAAUUGUACAAGAUCAUCGAUGACGCCAAAGAUACUUCCAUCUUCAACGGGGCUAUUGUUGGUAAUGAAGCCCUCUUUCGAGCAGGAAGUGACAAGGCGUCCGCGCAAAGGACCCUCACCAACUACAUGCAGGAAGUGAAGGACUACUUCAAAAAGAAGAACCUUGAUUUACCAGUCGCAACGUCAGAUUUAGGUGACAACUGGGACGCAACCUUAGUUCAAGCGGCAGAUGUUGUCAUGUCCAACGUGCACCCUUUCUUCGGAGGCAUUCCGAUCGAUCAAGCUGCGGCUUGGACGUGGCAAUUCUGGCAGGAUCACGAUGUCGCCUUGACCAAAGGCACCAACAAAAAGCAGGUCAUCUCUGAAGUUGGCUGGCCCAGCGGUGGAGGAAAUGAUUGCGGGAGCGGUGCUAAUUGCCCGAACGACACAGCGGGUUCAGUGGCUGGCAUCGACGAGAUGAACAAAUUCAUGGAAGACUGGGUCUGUCAAGCCCUGGAGAAUGGCACGGAUUACUUCUGGUUCGAGGCAUUCGACGAGCCAUGGAAGAUCCAGUACAAUACUGCGAACGAGAAUUGGGAAGAUAAAUGGGGUCUCAUGGACGCGGCUCGUAACCUCAAGCCUGGCCUCAAGAUUCCCGACUGUGGCGGCAAAACGGCCACUCGGUGA
Aspergillus udagawae is the source of this 2058-nucleotide messenger RNA. It is a transcript of the gene bgt3, whose product is annotated as putative cell wall glucanase. Gene Ontology annotation, molecular function: glucan endo-1,3-beta-D-glucosidase activity; 1,3-beta-glucanosyltransferase activity. The transcript is spliced from 2 exons. Gene Ontology annotation, cellular component: extracellular region; cell surface; fungal-type cell wall. Gene Ontology annotation, biological process: cell wall organization. The record is from RefSeq and is a predicted model, not a curated record. The coding region runs from base 1 to 2058 and encodes 685 amino acids. NCBI's taxonomy places the organism in Eukaryota, Fungi, Ascomycota, Eurotiomycetes, Eurotiales, Aspergillaceae.